Plodia interpunctella (Indianmeal moth) is the source of this 533-nucleotide messenger RNA. RefSeq lists its product as uncharacterized. Bases 79 to 408 code for a protein of 109 amino acids. The record is from RefSeq and is a predicted model, not a curated record. The transcript is spliced from 3 exons. Lineage: Eukaryota; Metazoa; Arthropoda; Insecta; Lepidoptera; Pyralidae.
AUUUUUCCAAAUUGUUCACUUUGCUGUCAACUGUCAAACGUAUUCCCGCGCAAGAGUAAACUUUUCAAUUAUUUAAAAAUGAACGCUAAAUUGGCAUACGUAUUUGCAAUGUUGAGCCUUAUGUGCGUGAUGGUAGAUUGCUCGUUUAUUAAACCAAAUAAUGUACCGAGGGUUGGGAGGAGCAACGAGGCAGACGGCCCAUAUGACAUGGAGAAUGGAUAUGUCAUCAAAUCGAAUAAAAAUAUUCCACGGAUGGGCAGGAGAAACUACGAUUCGGAAAAUCGCUACGAUAUUCCAAAAUUCUAUGAUUUACCCAGCGAUCGUUUUGAUUCAGGUGAACAAUCUAGAUAUAUUCCGGAGCAAAUUGGAAAAUACUAUGAGUUUCAAAUGGAGAACAUGAAGAAAUGAUUUAAUGUAUGUAACCAUCUAAUGACGUGUAAGAAAUUCAUGGCAAAUUCUGUGAUUUCGCGCUAUUUUGUGUUGUCUAGUCACUGUAAUAAUAAAUAUAUUUGAGCAUUUUUUUUAAAAUUGAA